Messenger RNA from Cylindrotheca closterium, 543 nucleotides. The record is from the annotation of a GenBank genome assembly. NCBI's taxonomy places the organism in Eukaryota, Bacillariophyta, Bacillariophyceae, Bacillariales, Bacillariaceae.
AUGACAGAUGCACCAUUCAACUUGAAAAAUACUGCCGUCUUCAUUGCCUGGUUCUUGGUGGUGCUAUUUGCCACCAUUGGUGCGAUAAUACGAAAGAGACGGAGCCGAGGUCAAACGACGGUGUCACCCCUCGACUUGACACGAACGAAAAAAGAGAAGCGGUGUGAAGUUGCCCAGGAGAUACUCUUUCUCAAAGUAGAAGAGACCACUACAAAAUUCAAAAAAUUCAGGGCAACGACAACAAAAGAGGAGGAGGAGGAGGAGGAAAGCGACAUUGAAAAAGGACAAGGACAAUCAAGCGAAAAUGAUAAAGGUGAAACUGACUAUCGAGGCUACUUGAAUGCAUGUGCAAUUUGUUUAGAUGAGUUUCAAGAGGGUGAAAUGGUGGUCCGAUCCGUCGAGACAAAGGAAUGCCAACAUAUUUUUCACGAAGCCUGUAUGAAAGAGGUGAUUUCAGCUUUGACAAGAAAGAAGAUUGUGAACAUCCCUUGUCCCUGCUGUAGACAGUCCUUUGUGGAGAUCGACGAAAUCGCUCAUGCAUGA